AUGCAACAUAUCUCAAGAUUGCCUCAGGAGCUCUGCAGUAAACCCGAACCCCUUGUGGUCCUCUCUGGGUUGGAUACUGAAGGCAACCAAGUUCAUCGCUCUGUAUGGAAGGCUUUCACCUGUAACCGAGGCUAUGACCGCGAUCCCCUUGCAUUUCAUUGUCUUCCGGUGGACCACCAAUUUCCGAGGCCAAAGCUCAAGCCGGCAGGAGCUCAGGACUGGUUUCUACCCAAAGGAAUUCUCAAAACUGGGUGGAUGCGAAAGCAUCUAGAAAAUGUGCCUGCUGUUGUCGCUGUCUUUUUCACCUUGGAUUGGGCAGAACCUCACUGGGAUGAGCGAUCGUCUGAGUGUGCUCGUCUCGUAGAGACUGUGAGGUCUAACUUGGCCGGCCGUGAGAGCAAACUUGUUUUGAUCCUCAUUCAAACCCGUGCGCUGCUUCCUCUGGGCGAAGAUUUGAAUGCAAUGGAACGCGCUCAAGCUCUCUGUUCAAAAUGUGAUCUGCCUGGGAAGAACUUGUUCGUCCUGUCACACACCAACUUGCUGUAUGGUUGCAUCACCAGAUUGGAGGGUGAAUUUCGCGACAUUGCUGCAAAUUAUUAUCAUCAACGAAUCAAAAAAAUCAAGAUGCACAAAGACAGUCUGAACAAGUCGACUCACCAGCUUUUAUUCGUCCGCUACGAAUUCAAAAUAGCUUUCUUUGGUGAACUGAUGCAGGACACCUCGCUCGCUAUGAAACAUUAUCAGUACGCUUAUAACCAUCUGCUCGAACAACGAAUGCUCGAUAUUCACGCAUUGGAACUGAAAACUGUCGCUGCUUUUAUUAACUACAAGAUUUGUCGUCUGGCUUUUCAAACCAAUGCAUCAGAUGCCAUAUCUCAGUUCCGCAAACACAUCGAAUUCUUUUCCACUUUUUCUGGAAUGCCUCAGCUAGCUUUCGAACAUGAGGCAUGGAUGUCCAAACAAUUCGAGAUCCUUGGGGAUCUCUUUCAGGAAGCCAUUCAUCUAAGCCUAACGGCGCUAAUGACACAACAUCCUGGGCUUUAUUAUCAAGAGGCUGCUCGUCACGCGUUAGCACGCCGGCAGCUCUCUCAAGUCCUCUGUUCUCAGACCUAUGAUCCUUUGAGUUACAGUGUGGACGGAAAUACCCAUCAUGCACCAUCAUCGUUUGAUGCGGAUGUGCUCGAUUCAGCAUCCACUUUGCGCGAUGAUACCGACCCGAUCUCCAUAGUACAUUCCCCUGUUGUGGAAUCAGCAGUACCCAAACGAAUUGCUGUAACAAAACCCGUUCAACUUUUCAGAGCACAGUCUCCUUUGCGAUUUGUAAGACGAUCCACUGCAGAUGGCCCGGCUGUUGCUGAUGGGUGUCCUCCGUCCCCCGUGACUCCUGCUGCAGACAUCUCUAUGUCGGUAUCGGCUACAGAAAAAGUGGAUGGCCUCGAAUUUUACGGUCAGCGACCUUGGCGUCAAGCUAUACAAAGUAUUGAACCACCCAACUUGAUCAAAGAACAGCAAGGCAUUCUAAGUCUCCUUAAAGCCGAACAAUUAGUGGACCACUCUGCUCUCAUUAUACCCUUGCUAGAACAGGCACAUUUACACUACACUCGAUAUAAAGCGGAACACAUGAAACUCUAUCCAUUGGUGUUAAUGGGAUCCGAGUAUUAUCGCAAGGGAGACUAUGAGAAGGCACUCAACUGUUAUUCCAGUGUGGUUAACGAAUAUCGAGCGGAAAAAUGGUGGUCCAUCCACACUUACAUUUCACAGUAUUUGCUAGGGUGCGCUUAUUUGACCUCACAUUUUGAUGCCUUCGUGUCGGCUGCGUUGGAACUCAUAGGACCAGAUAGCAUGCUACCUGUGUCGCAUAAGAACAUUGUACAACGAGCAUUGUUUCAACUUUUUCAAUGCAGAAAACUGGAUUCACUGUCGUUUGUGGCUACAGUGAAGCAACCGAUCGAUGUGGCAGAUGAGUUCAGUAAGAGUAACCUGACACCGAUUGGUGGCCCAUUAGCCAGCGAUUCCAGGGUCGAGGAUUCGUUGUCUGCGGUUUCGUCAUCAGUAGAUGUUACGCAAAACACAUCGCUCGAUGUGAGCCAACUGAGAAUAUGCGUCGAGUGCCUGGCUACCUUUACGCGGCCUCAUUUCACAGUGGAUCGACCUGUGCAACUUGCAGUAUUCCUCAGAUCUCACGCCCGAUUGCCUUUCCAAGUCCGACGUGUUACCGUUGACCUCACUCACAAGUGCAAAUCUUUCCCUAAGAAGCAGCACGCGAGCGAGCAGCACAGUUCGGUUUAUCAGACAUCUCAGGAAUGGUCUUCUCCGUUCGUCCUUUCGCCUGCCGAGGGCGUCAUUGUUAUUCUUUUUUGUCUGGAUCCAUCUACUCUCGGUCAGCAUGUCAAAGUGGACUCUGUACAAGUUGAGCUGACAUCCACACAUGCUUGUGAACAUCGCACCUCAGCGACAUUAGUAUGGCGGUGGCCUACUUCUGGAGAAGCACGCACUGUGCCAUUUAGUCACACUGGUGGUUCUGCGCUAUCCUCAUCCGAAGCACAUUCCUCAACCACUGUGCGCGAUCUAUCGAUUCACUUUCACUUUCCUUCUGAUUUGGGACUUGAGUGCCAACAUGAACCUACGUCGGUCGCCUUAUCAGAUAACUACAUGAGUUUGACCUUUCCUGAGCUUCCAGCAGCCUGGGACCUAGUUCGAACGCGACAUCAGACAGAAAUUCGUGAUCUCAGUUCCGGACUAGAAAUGGCUCUGAUCCACACCCCACCUGCGUUGAGCCGGGAAAUUUACACCAUCGGAAUCAAUGUGACUAAUAAGGCUUCUGUUGUAGCAGGACAAAUCAGCCUCUCCGCCACGUUAGUCGAACUCUCUAUCCCAUCCCGGAAGACGGACACUGAAGGAACCGUGUCCUUCACGAAGCUUUCUGUUCUCCCUGAACCCAACCCACUCAGUGGUAUCGAUGUCUCAGCUGUGGUUCGGGAAGAGCCAAAGAUUUUGAACUCACACAACAACUCCGUCACUGACACCUUAAACCUGUCCGAUAUGAUUCCGAACGAACAACACCUCUGGCCUUUGUACAUUCGGUGCACGGAACCAGGUCAACGUAACCUUCGACUACAGCUCACCUACCAGACACGGCUCUCCAGUCCAGUCGUCCCCGAUUUUUUGUUGUCUGUCGACCCAGAAAGUAACAAGUCUCGUCAUUCCAUCCGUGUGCUCUCGGUUGCCGAUCAUCUUGUUCAGAGAAACCGUGCUGAGAGCGUUUACGUUGAAAACCAGUGUGUCGAAACACUGCUGACGGACGUAAACGUGGUCGCUCCAUUCAGUUUUGCCUGUCAGAUCACGUCAAUACAGCAGGUCCCAAUAGCUGAUCUAGUUGUGGGCGAGCGCUUCUUGCUACAGCUUCAACUUGAAAACACCUCUACCAUGGAUUUGGAACUGCUAUCCACUUCAUUUCAACUGUCAUCUGCCGUUACCUUCGUGGAUUGUUCCCCGGACGUCCAAAUCAAGGACUUGACCCUGGAGGCUGGAAAUCUAGUUGGCGAGUGUCAAAUGUUGGAAGCAAAUCAAGCCACUGAUAGCGACAACACUGUUGGUCUGGGAUCUUACUUGGCUCACUGGUGCCGACGCGGUUCCCACUCUACGGACUCUGUAGUCACCACACGCUUCCAGCUGCCAUCGGUUACCGUGCUUAAAUUACCAGUCGUGGUACGCGCUGAAGUCCCGUCCACGGGCACUCUGCUCACUCCGCUGCCUGUAUAUUACUCAUUGGACAAUCAAACCAUCUGUCCUCGAGAGUUGAUUGUUCAUCUGGAAGGCUCAUCCGAUUUCAUGUUUUCUGGCCAACAGAAACUACGACUUCGCCUGCUCCCCGGGUCGCCCCAUGUUCUUCACUACGUUCUGCUGCCCUUGCACGUGGGCUACGUGCCACUACCCCGCAUGCGUCUGGAUUUUUCGGACAUCAACUCGCCAACGUCAGAUGAACAGCGGUCAGAAAAGUUGCAUUUAGAAGAAAAGACACUUCGGCAAAUUCCCACACAUAUUUUCAUUCUUCCAACGGCGAAGCAACCAACCGGCAUCGUCCGCUGCACAUCCUCCGGCACAAUUUCGAAUAACCCCGUAUCCUCGUCCUCGUGA
Molecule: messenger RNA, 4137 nt
Organism: Dicrocoelium dendriticum
Lineage: Eukaryota; Metazoa; Platyhelminthes; Trematoda; Plagiorchiida; Dicrocoeliidae
Source: the annotation of a GenBank genome assembly